This is a messenger RNA of Teleopsis dalmanni, 616 nucleotides long. RefSeq names its product AH receptor-interacting protein-like. Gene Ontology annotation, molecular function: peptidyl-prolyl cis-trans isomerase activity. Lineage: Eukaryota; Metazoa; Arthropoda; Insecta; Diptera; Diopsidae. The annotation marks the transcript as partial. The transcript has 2 exons. The record is from RefSeq and is a predicted model, not a curated record.
UUAUGUAUCUGUUGAGAUAAUGUUAUAUGUAAAGAAUCAAUAAUUAGUUUAAUACACAAUCAAGCUGCAAAAAAAAACAGAAAUGGAUGUAAACAAUGAAAAGUCAUUAAUAAGUAAAGAAACUUUAUAUGCAGGCGACACUUAUAUACCAUUAAAGUCAGGAACUCGAGUAAAAUUUCAUUUUCAAACAAGAAAACUCAAUGAUGGCAAAUUAUUGGACGAUAGCAAGAAAAUGGCUAUGCCCAUGGAAUUGGUUCUGGGCAAAAAGUUCAAGCUUGAAGUCUGGGAAGCUAUAGUCCAAAAAAUGGCCUUACAUGAAAUUGCUAAAUUUAAAGUAGACAAAUCGCUCGUAGCGCAAUAUCCUUUUAUAUCAAAAACACUACGUGAAGUGGGAAAAAAACCUGAGGAACGACGACAUUGUUGUGGUAUGACUAUGCAAAAUGAAGGCACUGGUCACAAAGAUUUAGAUGUUUUAUUCAUGCAACCAAGUGAUUUAGAAUUUACCAUUGAGCUUAUAUCGAUUGAAUUGCCAGAACAAUAUGAAAAAGAACGUUGGCAAAUGUCUGAUGCAGAAAAAAUAAAAGCAGCAAAUACUCUACAUGAAAAAGGAAACUCA